UGAGCUCUCUGCAUACUGUACACUCUCGGCCAGGCUGAUCUGUCAGUUUCUCCUGACAGACAAGAGAGACACAGGUUAACGCUCAUGAAGACAUCAGAAUGGAAAAAAGGGAAAAGAAGAAUACAAAGGCAGAAGAGCGAGCGAGGUGUGGACAGACAGAGCAAAUGAAAACAGAGGAUUUGUAUUUUUCUUGUUGCACCUGAAAGUUUUUGCCAAACUUUGAGGAAAUCCCUGUCUGAAUUGGCUCUUGGGGACUUCUCUUUCUCUUGUGGAUUUUAAAUUUACCCGAAGAAAUCCAGUGAUAAGCAGCUGUGUGACACAGCACAGUGAAUGAUGUUCAUCUGACACCUGACUGCUGGAGCCAAUCAUGGCAUCUCAUUACGUCACGUAGACGUGUACCACAAAGUCAAUAGUUCUGGUGAGGUCCCCGUUGUAACCAUGGCGUCCCGGAUGAAGCAGCCCCAGGGGGGUGGCCUGUCCUCUCUAUUUUCCUGCUGCUUCAAAAGUAGUGAACCACCAGAGAUCACCUACUGCCAUGAUAACACUACCACUAUGGCUGUACUGGAGCCCACCCUGCCCAUGCCCCCCCCUAAAGAGCUGGACUCUAUUUUCACUGAGCUGGUGGAUGAACUGGACCUCUCAGAGGAGCACAGAGCUGCCAUGUUUGCCUUGCCAGCAGAGAAAAAAUGGCAGAUCUACUGUAGCAAGAAAAUGGAGGCAGAGGAGAAUAAAGGAGCAACCAGCUGGCCAGAGUACUAUAUUGACCAGCUCAGGUCCAUGGCUGCUAGGAGGACUCUGCUGGCACUGGAGGAUGAGGAAGAUCAAGGAAGAACUAAGAUUGCAGAUGGUCUAAAGACGGCACUGAGGACCCAGCCAAUGAGAUUUGUGACACGAUUCAUUGAGUUGGACGGACUGUCUUGCAUCCUGAACUUCCUCAAGUCAAUGGACUAUGAGACCACCGAGUCUCAGGUCCACACAUCACUGAUCGGCUGCAUCAAAGCUCUAAUGAACAACUCUCAGGGCAGAGCUCACGUCCUGGGUCACUGUGAGAGCAUCAAUAUCAUCGCACAAAGUCUCAGCACUGAAAACAUCAAAACCAAGGUUGCAGUGUUGGAGAUCCUCGGUGCAGUGUGUUUGGUGCCAGGGGGCCACAGGAAAGUACUAGAAGCCAUGGUGCACUACCAGAAAUUUGCCUCGGAGAGAACACGCUUCCAGAACCUGCUGACAGACUUGGAUAGAUCCACAGGCCGCUACAGAGAUGAAGUUAAUCUGAAGACUGCCAUAAUGUCCUUCAUCAACGCUGUGCUCAGCCAGGGAGCAGGAGAGACCAGUCUGGAGUUCCGUAUCCAUUUGCGCUAUGAGUUCCUAAUGUUGGGCAUUCAGCCAGUCAUUGAUAAACUACACUCCCAUGACAACGCCACCUUGGACAGACAUCUGGACUUCUUUGAGAUGUUAAGGAACGAAGACGAGCUUCAGAUGUCCAAACGCUUCGACGCUGUCCACAUAGAAACUAAAAGUGCCAGCCAGAUGUUUGAGCUGAUCAAGAUGAAGCUGAGCCACACUGAAGCCUACCCUCACCUCCUGUCUGCACUGCAGCACUGCCUCAUGAUGCCAUAUAAGCAGAGCAGCACCACACGGCAGUACUGGGUGUUGUUGGACCGGAUAAUUCAGCAGCUGGUUCUGCAGACAGACAAAGGUGAAAACCCUGAUGUGGCACCACUGGAGGACUUCAAUGUUAAGAAUAUUGUACGAAUGCUCGUCAAGGAGGACGAGGUCAAACAAUGGAAGGAACAAGCUGAUAAAAUGAGAAAAGAACAUCAAAACUUACAGCAGCGCUUUGAAAAGAAAGAGAGGGAGUGUGAGGCCAAAAAUAAGGAGAAGGAAGACAUGAUGGCGAUGUUGAACAAGAUGAAAGAGAAGCUGGAGCGGGAGAGCAACGAGCACAAGCAGGCCAAACUACAAGUGGCAGAGCUGUCCGCUCGGCUGCAGCAGCUCAGCAACACCUCCACUGUUCCUGGAGGACCUCCUGUGACCUCUGGUGGUUUAGUUCCUCCUGGUCCUGUCCCAGCCAUCCCUCCUCCCCCUCCUCCUCCACCACCACCUCCUCCAGGAGGCCCACCAUCUUUUGGCAUGGCCCCAUUUGCCCCACCACCUCCUCCCCCGCCAGGGGCUCCAAUGGGAACUGCCCAGAAGAAGAAUAUUCCUCAGCCAUCGAAUCCACUGAAGUCCUUCAACUGGAGCAAACUCCCUGAGAACAAAAUACAAGGAACCAUAUGGAAAGACAUCGACGACCUCAAGGUGUUUAAAGUUCUGGACCUAGAAGAGUUCCAGAGGACCUUCUCAGCCUACCAGAAACCACAAACUGCUGAGGACGACCAGAGUUAUGCCAAGAAAGUCAAGGAGCUGUCGGUUAUUGAUGGUCGGCGAGCACAGAACUGUAACAUCCUGCUCUUACGGCUGAAGCUGACCAACGAGGAGAUCCGCAAUGCCAUCCUGACCAUGGAUGAACAGGAAGACUUACCUAAAGACAUGCUGGAGCAGCUUCUGAAGUUUAUUCCUGAGAAGAGUGACAUUGAGCUGUUAGAAGAACACAAGCAUGAGCUGGAACGUAUGGCCAAAGCAGAUCGCUUCCUGUAUGACAUGAGCAGCAUCAACCACUAUCAACAGAGGCUCCAGAGUCUCUACUUCAAGAAGAAGUUUGCUGAGAGAGUGGCUGAGGUCAAACCUAAAAUCAAAGCUCUGAGUCUUGCGUCCAGGGAGGUGGUACAGAGCAGGACACUGCGUCAGCUCCUAGAGGUGGUCCUGGCCUUUGGGAACUACAUGAACAAAGGACAACGAGGAAAUGCCUACGGAUUUAAAGUGUCCAGUCUCAACAAGAUAGCUGACACCAAGUCAAGCACUGACAAAAACAUCACCCUGCUCCACUACAUGAUCACUGUACUGGAGAAGAAGUACCCUAAGGUGGCAACCUUCAGCGAAGAACUACAAAAUGUGCCAGAAGCUGCUAAAGUCAAUAUGACAGAGUUGGAGAAGGACAUUGGCAACCUGAGAUCUGGUCUAAAGAGUGUUGAAGCGGAGCUGCGGUACCAAGAGGCUCAGUCCUCUCGCAGUUCUGCAAAUAAGUUUGUCUCUGUGGUCAGUCAGUUCAUCACUGUGGCCUCCUUCAGCUUCUCCGAUGUAGAGGAGUCACUCACUGAGGCCAAAGAAUUGUUUGGAAAGGCACUGAGGCACUUUGGAGAAGACAUGUCCAACAUGCAGCCGGACGAGUUCUUUGGGAUCUUCGACACUUUCCUCACAUCUUUCUCAGAGGCCAAACAGGACAACGACAAUAUGGCCAGACGCAAGGAGGAAGAGGAGAGACGGGCACUCAUGGAGGCACAGCUGAAGAAAGAGAGGGAGCAGAAGGCGAGGAAAGCAAAUGAAGAGGAAGGCGGCGAGUUUGACGACCUGGUAUCUGCUCUGCGCUCCGGAGAGGUGUUUGAUAAGGAUCUGUCCAAAAUGAACCGAAGAAAGCAGCGGAGACAUAACUUGUUUGACGGCAGCCGCGAGAGACCGCUAACAAAGCUGGACCAGUAAGAGGACACUUGAUGGACAGCAGCACCUCACUGACUGUUAAAGCCCUGCUGAAACACACAUAACGCUGUGGUAGGCUCAGAGUUAUCAUUUACACUGAAGUCCACAUUCUGGUUGAUGGGUCAAGGUUGUACAGGAUGGAUUUUUGUACUUUUGACCUUUCACUCUGCUACCAUGCAGGCUGAGAAGACUAUUGGUUACUAAUAAUCUUUUUAUGCCAUCUGUCACAACUUUCUUGUUUACUGGAGAAAAUAAACUGCUUUCAUACGGUGAGGACUCAAAGUAAAAGUUAAACAGUUUGAGAGUCCAAUCUAGUUGCUUAUACAGGACAUUAUGGAAAGAACUAUGUUUAAGUGGAAGUUUUGUUCCCAGUGCAUAGCCAUUCUGGAGUAAGUACACUGGGUUUUUUCUGCAUGUAUAUAUGCAGUGAUGGGAUUUUUCAUGUGCAGAUGUACACAUCUAUGUUAUGGAGGCACGAAUGAUGCAGACGUUUCCCAUGGAACACAACAAAUCUAUCAGUUUGGGAAAUACACUUAUUGGCUUUCCUGCCAAGACUUUAGAGAAGAUUUAUACUUUCAUGUCAGUGCUGGUAAAUGUGAAGCUACUGCCAGAUAGUUACAAAGGUCACAAAGUCCACCAGCAGCAUCCGUAAAACUCACUAAUUAACAUGUUAUAUCUUGUUUGUUUGAACUUUAUGAGCUUUAAAGGUGUUGGUAGGUGUAUAUUUUUCAGAGCCAGGCUGGCUGUUUACCCCUGCUUCCAGUCUUUAUGCUAAGCUAGGCUAACCACGUCCUGACUCUAGCUCCACAGUCACCACACACAAGAUUGACCCACAAGUGUAUUUCACAAACAUAAUGCAGUGACGAGACAAAGAGAAAAUAUAGUUUUCCUGUAUAGAUUCAACUUGCACUUCCCUAUAUAUAUAUAUAAAGUUUGGACACACCUUCUCAUUUAAUGUUUUUUCUUUAUUUCCAUGACUAUUUACAUUGUAGAUUCUCACUGAAGGCAUCAAAACUAUGAAUGAACACAUAUGGAAUUAUGUAGUAAACAAAAAAGUGUGAAAUACUUUUCCUUAGUAGUGGUUUUUUAGCAGCUAUUUGACCAUAAAGGCCUGAUUCGCGCAGUCUCCUCUGAACAGUUGAUGUAGAGAUGUGUCUGCUACUAGAACUCUGUGUGGCAUUCUUCUGGGCUCUAAUCUGAGGUGCUGUUAACUUGCGAUUUCUGAGGCUGGUGACUCGGAUGAACUUAUCCUCAGCAGCAGAGGUGACUCUUGGUCUUCCUUUCCUGGGGCGGUCCUCAUGUGAGCCAGUUUUGUCGUAGCGCUCAAUGGUUUUUGCGACACAUUCAAAGUUUUUGCAAUUUCCCGGGCUGACCUUCAGUUCUUAAAGUAAUGAUGGACUGAAUGAUGGGUUCUUGCCAUAAUAUGAAUUCUAACAGUUGUCAAAUAGGGCUGUCAGCUGUGUACCAACCUGACUUCUGCACAACACAACUGAUGGUUCCAACCCCAAUAAGAAGGCAAGAAAUUCCACAAAUGAACCCUGACAAGGCACAGCUGUGAAGUGAAAACCAUUUCAGGUGACUUCAUCAUGAAGCUCAUUGAGAGAAGGCCAAGGGUUUGCAGCACUGUCAACAAAGCAAAGGGUGGCUACUUUGAGUAAUCUAAUUUAUUUCACACUUUUUUGUUUACUACAUAAUUCCAUAUGUGUUCAUUCAUAGUUUUGAUGCCUUGAGUGAGAAUCUACAAUGUAAAUAGUCAUGAAAAUAAAGAAAAACCAUUAAAUGAGAAGGUGUGUCCAAACUUUUGACUGGUAGUGUAUAUAUAUAUAUAAAUGCUUGCUUUUAUGCCAUUUGUGUGUGUGUGUGUGUGUGUGUGUGUGUGUGUGUGUGUGUGUGUGUGUGUGUGUGUGUGUGUGUGUGUGUGUGUGUGUUAUAAGUGUAUUUGAGUCUAGAGCAUUGAGAAUGAAUGCUUGACUGGUAUGUUUUGCGUUUUCUUGUGUUCAAAAUGUUCCUGUACAGGAUAUUUUGCACAAUAUAACAUAAUAUAAAAUUGACCAUGAGUUGUAUUGAUUGAUUUGACGUGGAUGAGAGAAUUGAACUUUGGAAUGUGAUUGGCAGACAGUGGAGAUGUCUGAAACUGCAGAUACAUUCUCUCACAAUGUCCUUUAUGUAACUUAAUGAAUGUAUCUCAAUGUACUGACCUGAAGCAGAACACUGUUCCUUUUUGUGCAAUUAUAAUAACUGAAAAUGGCUUUUCCAAAAUGGUCUGCUUUGCCCGAUUUUGAGUGUUUCUAUAUUCUUUUAACAUAAAUGUUUUUGCAAAACAGAGACAUACCACACAUCAACAUGUUUUCAUAUGUUUUACAAAUUAUGGUGUUAUAAUAACUCUUGUAUAUUUGCCAAAGUUAGCACACCUCAGGUUUGAUAGUUCCAUUGGAAUAGACCUUUUUCACAACAGCCAUUUUGACAUGAAAUUGUAGGCUAAACACAGGUGUUACCAAAUUAAGGCUCUGUUACAUUUAGUGUAGCAGAGACUUUCCAGUGAGGAAACAUGUGCAACAACAGCACCCUGACUCUGUCUGACCUUUUGUGUUUUUGUACAAUUGGUAAUACCUGUGGUUACCCUACCCUUACUAUUUUAUGUAAAAAUGGAUACAUAAAAAACAUGUCUGUCCAUCCUCUAAAACAUUGAUUGAUCAGUGAAAAAUACACAAACAAAAAGGCAAUCCAGGCACAUUCCUUGAAGACACAUACCGGUACCUAGCUAAAUGCUAAGAAAACAGCCCUAACCCUAACCUUUUUUGGUCCAAUUCAGGCACAAAACCAUCAUUGCUAUUUUUUGAGAGUGCCUUGGUUUAGGGCCUUUUUGUUUUUUCCCUGAUUCUAAGAGCACCUGAUACAACUUCUGAUCUACAAUCAAGUAUUUUAAGCAACUUGUCCGCUCCCUUUUCCUACAGUAAAAUGUAUACCAAAUUUAAAAAGUGAAUCAUUUAUUAACUGUCAAUACGUUCCAUGUGUUGAAGUCUCUGUUUGUUGCUGCUGGAUCCAUCCAUUCUAAAACACUUUGUUUUUAGGGUGGAUUUCAUGUAAAUGUACUAUUACAAUUCUCUAAUAACUAAAGAUCAGUAUUAUCAGUUGAUAUGGGUAUAUAUACAGCAGUCAGGUGUAAUAUGGGUGAAAUGAUAUUAUUUAUAAGAAUGACAGUCUCCAAACAAAGCUUAUUCAUCAGCUGCUGCUAUAUUUUGUCCCAUGUGUCCACUGAUGGCUUUCAGGCUUAGUGCACUCAAUGAAAUCUCGACAGCUCUGUCAUUUUUGUGUUAAUGCUCAUUUACACAAUGGGUCUGAUGUUCUGGGUUUGAUUUUAAACAAAGGUGAGCAUUGUCAGUUUUGAAGUCUCAUUGUGUCAGAUGUACAGAUGGUGUUCUGUCCCAGACUCAGUCUGAGAAUGUAUCCUUUGAAGUGAAAUGGCUUCUUUGGUUGAAACUGACACUUUACUCACAUGUUCCACGAUCUGGGUCCAUUACAUAACAACAUGACAUUUCUACUCCAAGAGCUCAGAGGAUCAAGGUUCUUCUGUCUGAGGAGAAAAUGCAUUGUGGGGUGAAACACUUUCUCAGCUGUGUGGGAUAUUUGGACUUUGAUUUACUGUAACUAAAACAAAUAAUGCUUUUUCUGUGUGUCAAAAAAAUUGUGCUGCUGGCAACAAUUAAUGCCACCAAUGUCACUGAAAUGUCUAAUGUCAGUAAAAGUGGAAAUAACAUAUUUA
Dicentrarchus labrax (European seabass) is the source of this 7336-nucleotide messenger RNA. RefSeq names its product disheveled-associated activator of morphogenesis 1. The record is from RefSeq and is a predicted model, not a curated record. The coding region runs from base 439 to 3576 and encodes 1045 amino acids. NCBI's taxonomy places the organism in Eukaryota, Metazoa, Chordata, Actinopteri, Moronidae. Gene Ontology annotation, cellular component: stress fiber. Gene Ontology annotation, biological process: actin cytoskeleton organization. The transcript has 27 exons. Gene Ontology annotation, molecular function: actin binding; small GTPase binding.